AUGCCUUUCAACAAACGGAAGCGAGACCUCCUGGAUUUCGAUCCUAAUAAGUCGGAUCCAGAGGAUGAGAACUUCGAGCCUGACGCGGACCAACCUCGACCGCCGCGCAAGAAACCACGCCGUGGCAAAUCUGCUAAAGCCCCUGGUCGCAGCAGGAGGCCCAACAGAUACGGAGGCUCCGAUGUUGAAGACGACGACGAAGUGUCUGAGGACGAGUCUUUCGGCGAUGACGACGAUGAUGAUGAAGAAGAAGAAGAAGAGGAGGAUGAAGAUGAUGCGCCCAUCAACGAGGCAACUGGCCGCCGCAGAAGAAAGGCUGCCAGGAAGCGUCCAAGCUACCGAGAAAGCUCCGAAGAUGACGUGGACAUAGUGAACGACUCGGACGACAAAGAUGAGCUUGUCGGAGAGACUCCCAAGAAAAAGAACACCCCGAAGCAAACCAAGAUAGUAGUGUUGAACAUACCCCGAUCGAUGCGCAAAGCCACUGCUGCACUGCCCACAGCUGCUCCCGCUACCAUGGGUAUGCGAAGAUCCACCCGAGCUCGCACGGCUGAGGCAGAUGAGCAGCUCCUCGAGUUGUCCAAUUCGGGGAAGCACGUUGUAUCGGCACGAGGAUCCAAGUCUGUUAGUCCAGAAGCAGCCGCGGCCGCGAGAAACACCCGAUCCACUCGAGGUGGAAAGGCACCAGCACCAAUCCCUACCAUUGAUGAAGCAACUCAGGAAAGCAGUGCACCCGAGAAUGGUGCGGAAGAUGAUGCUCUUCCAGAUGUGGUUGGAGAUGUCGCGGAAGAGCCCAAUAAGGACGAAGGUAACGAAGUAGAAGUAGGCGACGCAGAUGAAGAUCAACCGAUGGAAACCGUCGAAGAAGAAGCAGAUGAUGAGGACGACCCCCCUGUUAAUCGCCGAACCCGUGCACGAGCCGGUCAGUCUGGUCCAGCAACCGGAGGGUCUGUAGAGCCCGAACCCAACGAUGGUCCUCGGCGUUUGACUCGCAAGUCUCGUAUGCGGGCGAAGUCGCUCAAGGAACCGAGUAGCGACUUUGAUCCUGAUUCUGGAGAUGACAUGGAGUCCCACUCUGGCAAAGCCAAGAGCAAAGAUGCCGAGGAUGACGAAUUUUCAAGUCCCAAUCCCCGUGGGCGCAAGGCUGCUAAGGGUAAAGGUCGAUUGUUGAAGACUUCCCGGCAGCCAGAAGAAUCUGGCGAUGAAGAUGAGCUCGAUAAAGAUGAGCUGGCGAAUGAGCUCGAGGAGCUUAGGCAGAGUUCUCGAUCACGCCGGCCUCGCCGACGCCCAACUACCCCUAUUGAGUAUGAAGAAGUCAUCAGCAAACGCCGGGUGCGAAAACCGGUCGAUUACGCAAUCAAGCCCCUUGAUCAGCUGAUGAUUGAGCCUGAUGAAGAGCAGGACGCGGCUCCCACACCUGCUCGUCGCCGCGGUCGAGCCGGUGGAGCUUCAGCAUGGGAUCGCAGCCUCCAUACCAUCGCGGGACCUUUCGGGGGAGUCAGCGGCAGCGGGCCGGGGGCCUUAUUUGGUGGACCUUGGGGAACCGGUGCUGCUGGCGGUGUUGAUUCCGAUAGCAGUGAUGAUGAGAUGGGCCACCGCUCCGGCGUCGGCGGAAAUGUCGGUAUGACACCAACCUCCGCUGCUCCGCCUGGCAUGCUCGGUGGCAUUGGUCAAGCCAUUCCUCUCGAAGGGCUCGGCGGUCUCGGUGCAGUCGCUCCCAAUGUCGGCAAGGUCAAAAACCCGAAGGCUUACGCCGACGCGGAUCCUCUUGGCGUCGAUAUGAACGUUGACUUUAGCAAGGUUGGUGGACUGGAGGGACACAUUGACAAUCUCAAGGAGAUGGUCCAGCUCCCGCUUCUGUACCCAGAGCUGUUCAUGAAGUUCCACGUCACACCACCCCGUGGUGUCCUGUUCCACGGGCCACCAGGCACUGGUAAAACGUUGUUAGCCAGAGCUCUAGCCAACUCUGCCGGUAUUGGCGGCAAGAAGAUCACGUUCUACAUGCGCAAGGGUGCUGAUGCAUUAAGUAAAUGGGUUGGAGAAGCAGAGAAGCAGCUUCGAUUGUUAUUUGAGGAAGCCAGACGAACACAGCCCAGUAUCAUCUUCUUCGAUGAAAUCGAUGGACUUGCACCUGUUCGGUCUAGUAAGCAAGAGCAGAUUCAUGCAUCCAUCGUCUCGACCCUCCUUGCUUUGAUGGAUGGCAUGGAUGGACGUGGCCAGGUCAUCGUUAUUGGUGCUACGAAUCGUCCAGACAAUAUCGAUCCUGCUCUUCGUCGACCUGGACGCUUCGACCGCGAAUUCUACUUUCCAUUGCCGGACAUCGAUGGGCGCCAGGCCAUCAUUGACAUACACACCAAAGACUGGGGAUUGUCUGAAAAGUUCAAGAACUCUCUUGCUCGUGAUGCGAAAGGCUUCGGAGGUGCCGAUCUCCGAGCCCUGUGCACAGAAGCGGCUAUGAAUGCGAUCCAGAGAACCUACCCGCAGAUAUACUCGUCCAAAGAAAAGUUGAUUGUCGAUCCGGACAAGAUCAGUAUUCACAUGGCCGACUUCAGUCUUUCCAAGAAGAAGAUAAUUCCAUCAUCAGAGAGGUCCUCGACUUCCGGUGCUGCACCUCUGCCGAAAUCCAUUGAGCCACUGCUACGAACUUCGUUCAAGAGUAUCACAUCCAUUUUGGAUGAUAUUCUACCCCGGAAAAAGAAAGUCACUGCUCUUGAAGAGGCCAUGUUCGAACCGUAUGACGACGAAGAUUUCGGUUUCGGUAGGGAGGCUUUGCAUGAGGAAUUUGAGAGGUCUCGGGUGUUUAGGCCGCGGCUACUCAUCUGUGGCCUGCCCGGAAUGGGCCAUACAUACAUUGGUGCCGCGAUUUUGCAUUAUCUUGAAGGUGUCCACGUGCAGAACUUUGAUCUCCCCACGAUUCUUGGUGACCAACGAUCUGUUGAGCAAGUCCUUGUCGGACUCUUCACCGAGGUCAAGCGGCAAAAGCCGAGUGUUAUAUUCAUACCGAAUGUUGAUACCUGGUAUUCAACUCUGGAAGGACCGGCUCUCACCGCGUUUCUUGCCCUACUUAGGUCUAUCAAACCGACAGAUCCGAUCAUGGUUUUAGCGACAGCAGAAACCAAAGCCGAUAAGAUCUCAAUGGAACUUAAAAGGGACUUGUUUGGAUUUUCUAGCAAAAACAGCACUGAGAUAUUCCAUCCAUGCAGAGAACACCGCCGGGAAUACUUCUCCAUGAUAAUAGACCACAUCCGCAGGUCCCCCAGGGACUUUCCAGACCCAGCGCAUCGCAAGAAGAGGAUAUUGGAAGAGCUCCCAGUAGCCCCGCCCCCACCGCCCAAGGUCCUCACUAAGGCGGAGGAGAAAGCUGAAUGGUUGCGCUACCGGCAUCUGCUGAAUCUGAUGAAAGUCCACCUGCAACCCAUUAUGGACCAGAUCAACAGGAAGUACAAGAAGUUCCGUUCACCAGUUAUUCCACACUCCAAUUAUCAAUAUCUCUUCGACGAGCAAGAUCCCAAUCACGUCCGCCCCGACGUCGAGAAUGCCGUCCCGCGUCCAUACGAGAUCGCCAAAGACAAAGACGGCACCCAGGGCCUCCGGGAGACCUCCAGUGGCAAGUUCUACUACAAUCUUGACAUCCAAACCAUAGAGGAGAGACUCGCAAAUGGCUACUACAUAAAGCCACAGGGUUUCUUAAGCGACGUCAAGUCUUUGUUGAGUGAUGCCAAAGCUAUCGGAGACAGGGAGAGAUACAUUAAGGCCAGUGAGCUACUGACGAAUGUCGAGGUUGAUGUCAAUGAUGUUGACAAGAAGUUCGACACUCUGGGCGUCAACUGGGAUGACAUGUAUCGGGCUGAAACCCGGCGUAGAGCCGUCAAAGCUGAGAAGGCUCGAAAGAAGGCGGCACUACAAUCCGUGGUUGAUCUGGUCAUAUCCGAUGUCGGAGGUGCCGAGGUUGGCAGUGGUGAUGCCAAUUUGGAAGAAAACCAGCACCCUCGCAGAUUGCACACGACUACGGCUACGUUUCAAGUCAUGAGUCCUCACUCCAACGGCAAUGGCGAGAGCUCUAUGUCUCAGCAUCACAUUACCAACAGUACAUCUGUUCCGUCUGGAGGUCUAGGCGAGGAUAUCGACAUGAGAGAUUUCAGCGCGCAACACCAGGACCACACGUCACCCAUGCAACCACCGGCUCAGUGGCCUCGCAUGGAGCCCAGGGCUCUCGAUAUUUCUACCAGAGCAACCGCGGGCGGGAUGACACAGAUAUCUCAGGUUUCGGCUAUGCAGUCUCUGCCCCCGGGUGUCUCGCCAUCUGCCUUCGUGAACGAUGCUUCUACUACCAAAACCUCGGAUCCUUCAAACCGGUCAUCCAACAACUUCAGCACGCAGGCGACGAACGGAGUCCACCAUGAGCAAUAUAGCCAAGUUGAGCACAUUCCCGACACUCAGCCGUUGCCAGGCGAAAUAAGCCAAAGAACUUCAAGCGAUGAACAAUGGCCCCAUUCCCAAGUUGGGUUGGGCCGAGGAUCCCUUUUAGGAUUUUCACAGGACUCGCGGUUGAACACAUCACCGACUGCGGCGAGAUCGUCUCACGCGCCGAGUAUGGCCAAUCUUCUCAAUGAUCCCUCACCCGAGGAGCAAUCGCAAUCUCAGCGGCACUCCGGCGGCUCGUCUGGUUCGCAGCAAGUGGUAAUGGAUGACAGUUCAGGGCUGUUCUUCCUCGACGAAUUAGCGUCACGCACAUCCGGCUGUACCAUUGAGCAAUUGGAGCAGAUUAACCGCGAACUGAUGGCCGAGAUCUGGAGGACAAAGGCGGAGCACAAUCGCAUGAAGGUACUCGAUGCUGCGAUGCGGGUCUUUAAUGAAGUAAUCCGUGAUAUCGAGGAAAUGCAGACGGUUCUACGGCCGAGUCAAUAA
Molecule: messenger RNA, 4908 nt
Organism: Pseudomassariella vexata
Lineage: Eukaryota; Fungi; Ascomycota; Sordariomycetes; Amphisphaeriales; Pseudomassariaceae
Exons: 3
Coding region: 1-4908 (1635 amino acids)
Biological process (GO): positive regulation of transcription by RNA polymerase II
Cellular component (GO): nucleus
Molecular function (GO): histone binding; ATP hydrolysis activity; ATP binding
Source: RefSeq, a predicted model, not a curated record